UCUUAAUCUCAGUUAGUAAAAAUACUAUGGAAAUAAGAAUUGGUGGUUUGUAUUCGUUCGGGGUGAUUAUGCGGCGAUCGGUGUGAUUAUGCGGCGAUCGGUGUGUGGAACUGAGACCCAUGGGGUUGAGUUUUAGGGCUUACGGUGUUCGAAGUUAACUUCGCCGAGCGUGGGCAGUUAUCUGCCGAAAUGCUGGUGUGAUUUUCUUUUAGGCUACGUUUUUGAAGUUGGAUUGGGGGAGCCGGUUGUUAGAUUUCAAUAUUGUGUCUUUGUGAACGCGGGGUAGCUCGGUGCAUCCGUCAGAUGAAGGUACUCGCAUGGCGGGGCAGGAAUGGUCGAGGAUGAUUGCAAGGGUUUAAGCUCUAUCUGCUUGGAAUCUUGGCUAUGAAUUUGGAUUCCAUCAAGAGGUCGGAUGUUUCUUGCCAUCUAUUUGGAUGUGAACCUGAAGUGUGAUCUGCCGGAGUGUCCUUCCGACCUUGCAUUGUUAGCUCUGUUUCCACGUUCAGUUGGACCAUGCGUUGGAAGAGACUGCAACAUAAUCCUUCGUUAUUUCAGUAACGACAACGAACAUCUCGAAGCUGAUGAAAAAGGCCGGGAAAUAGAAUCAGGAUCUAGUGGUUUAUGAUUGGGGUUCCGAGCAGCAGCAGGAUCGGAGGUCGCAAUGGAAAUGCACAGGGCUCAAAAGCCUUGGUCACAGAAUGUUGUGCUUGUGGUCAUGGAUCUCAGCAAAGACGUUUCAAGUUGUGCUAUCAACUGGGCCUUGAGCAAUGUUGCUCGCAACGGCGACAUCCUUCGUCUCCUUGGCAUAAUCACCCAUGUUCAGAAUUCUAUGGGAUUCAAGAGCCGUAUUGACAGCAACACUUGGAAUGGAGCCAGCAGAAAGACCUUAGAAACCGAGAUUGAGAACAAGCGGUGUAUGCUUCAAAACAUUAAUAACCUUGAUAACAAGUGCAAGAAGGCUGGGGUACAGUUAACGAUUGAGGUGUGUGUUGGGCAAAAUCCUAAGACUAUUGUUGUAGAAGAAGCUAAAAAUUCCGGGGCGUACCAUGUCGUAGUUGACAAGACAAUGAAGAAGGAUAGAAAAUAUUUCAUCGACAAUCUGACGUGCUUCGUGACUCGCGUCCGGGCAUCUGGCGGGGCGGAGAGUAUUCGUUCCUUCGCUGUAAGCAAACCGACCCCCCAGCCUCCUGCCGGCGGUCCCACCCCUUUCAACACGCUAUGUAGCAGUUUUUAUAUAUCCUCGCAAUCCAGUUCGUACACAAAAAAUUUGUCUACCAAUGAUUCCUUGCGCGGAUCAUCCGUGUCGUCCACGACAUUCAACCAGGAUUUCAAGGAGAGCAAAGAGAGGAUGGGACUGCCGACUACGACGAAGCGGAAUUCCAUGGCCUCAACUAACAGCACCUCUAUCAGCUCUUUUUCUAUGACUUUCGAUACCAUAUCGUCAUGCGACGAUCUAUUUUCGAUAAGCCACGAGACAAUAUCCGAACGCGAUGCUUCCCUGUGUGGGUCAGAGUUGACAACUUCCGAUCACAACAAUGCAGGGGGUUCCGGAGUUAUGUCCACCAGAGUGGAUAUCAAGGUGGAUGGCCCGAGAAAUACUAUACCAAGACCUCAAUGGAAUGCCAGGUCAAGUGCUCCUCAGUUUGACGAAAGUCUCAAGUUGAGUAGCGGACUUUCAAGUUCGCAACUCUCACAUGGACUUCCAAUACGCUCCAGCAUGAACAGAAACAGUGCACUCUCAAGAACGUCCUCAGGUAAUGCAAGCUCAGUUUGUGGACGGUCUGAGGGAUGUGGGCGAUCUCUAGGAAGUACCCGGUCUACAGCAAGUGGGGUAUCUGCUGGAAGUGGAUGGUCUGGAGGAAGCAUUCGAUCUGCAGGAACUGUGCGGCCUGCUAUGCGGCAAGCAGUUACAAUUUCAAAGACAGUCUGGGUUUGGACCACGAGCAAGGAUGUGAUGACAGCUUCUGUUGAAGGCGGCUGGUCAACAUUUAUCUUCACAAAUGAGACGAUGGACCUUGCCAAUGAGUGGACAUCCCUUGCGAAAAUCAACCCACUCUACCUGGAGGAUUGCCAAUUCUUAAACUCGGAGAACAAGCAAGUGGCUAUCUUAGGCCAAGUUGGUUCUAGCGAGGAACUUGAUAUCCUUUCUGACUUGAUGGCCAAGGCUAAGAUCGUGGUUAUGGACGCACUGGAUUGGCAGUGUCAUGGUCAACAGAUCUUUCCGGCUGAGAACAUGGUGGCAGCUUUUCUCGGCAGCAACACAGCACUUUACGCCAUAGCAAGCACAGCAAGUGAUGCUCAAUUAUACCUAGAAGCUCUUGAGAAGGGCGCUGAUGGAAUUGUCUUGCACACCGAUGAUAUUACUGAAGUAUUUGCUCUCAAGGCAUAUUUAAAAGAUCAAAAGAGUUCAACAACAAAUAUUUCUUUGGUGGAGGCUACAGUCACCCAGGUGGAGUCUGUUGGUAUGGGAGAUCGUGUUUGUGUCGAUCUAUGUAAUCUACUGAAUCCCGGAGAGGGGUUAUUGGUUGGCUCCUUUGCGAGAGCUCUCUUCUUGGUACAUUCGGAGUGCUUAGAAAGCAACUAUGUGUCCUCUCGACCUUUCCGAGUGAAUGCUGGGCCGGUUCAUGCGUACGUUGGUAUGGCUGGUGGCUAUACGGCGUACCUUUCUGAGCUUCACACUGGCAGUCAAGUAAUGGUAGUGGAUGCAAUGGGCAACACUCGGCCUGUCUUGGUUGGGCGUGUGAAAAUUGAAUCAAGACCUCUGCUGCUUGUGGAAGUGGAAGUGGGUGGUCAGAGACAUAGUGUCUUGUUACAAAACGCAGAAACUGUCUGUUUGUGUUCAUCUCAAGAUGGAAAUACCGCAAAAGCACUCCCCGUCACUUGCCUGAAAGUGGGAGAUAGACUUCUGUUGAGUUUGCAAGAUGAGGCACGUCACACUGGUGUUCAGAUUCAAGACUUCUUGGUGGAGAAGUAGUCAAAUUUUUUCUCCCUUGAACAAUUAAUAUUUUGUUCAUUGACUAUGAGUGAUUCAGUGUGUAAUGUUAAAUUUUUUAAAUAAAAACUGAGGCAAUGAUUUUGCUGUAA
Molecule: messenger RNA, 3084 nt
Organism: Physcomitrium patens
Lineage: Eukaryota; Viridiplantae; Streptophyta; Bryopsida; Funariales; Funariaceae
Source: RefSeq, a predicted model, not a curated record